This is a messenger RNA of Fraxinus pennsylvanica, 786 nucleotides long. The record is from the annotation of a GenBank genome assembly. Lineage: Eukaryota; Viridiplantae; Streptophyta; Magnoliopsida; Lamiales; Oleaceae.
AUGGGCAUAUUUCUUAGCUUACUCCUUCUUGGCAUAUUCUCCUCAGCAACUGCCUGUGAUCGUUGCGUCCAUCGAGCGAAAGUCACUUCCUUUUCGAAAGCUGAAGCCCUUCAGUCUGGUGCUUGUGGCUAUGGCUCUUUGGCUACAGGAUUCAAUGAUGGUCACCUUGCAGCUGCUCACCCUAGCCUUUACAAGGAGGGUGCUGGUUGUGGUGCAUGUUUUCAGAUAAGAUGCAAUGAUCAAGCUCUUUGUAGUAAACAAGGAACUGCAGUGAUGGUAACAGAUCGCAACAAAGAUAACGGGACAGAUUUUGUUCUUAGCAGUAGAGCUUUUGCGGCCAUGGCCAACAAGAACAUGGUUCAACACAUUUUGAGACUUGGUCUUACAGAUGUCCAAUAUAAAAGGAUACCUUGUGAUUACAAGAUGAAGAAUUUGAGCGUUCGUGUGGAAGAAUCUAGCCACAAGGCAAAUAAUUAUUUAGCAAUUAAGUUGUUGUAUCAAGGAGGCCAAACUGAAAUUGUUGUCAUUGAUGUCGUUCAGGUGGGUUCAGCAAAUUGGAAGUUCUUGAGUAGAAAGUAUGGGGCUAUUUGGGACAUUGAUGAUGUUCCGAGUGGUCCAUUGCAAUUUCGGUUUUGGGUGACAUCUGGGUUCGAUGGAAAAUGGAUCUGGCCGGAAAAUGUAUUACCAGCUGAUUGGAAAAAUGGUGUGGUGUAUGAUAUGGGCAUCCAGAUAACUGAUAUUGCAAAGGAGGGAUGUUCUCCGUGCGACGAUGGACCUUGGAAAUGA